UUUUCCAUCUUCCGUUUCCAUUGCGCACACACAGAGACAUAUUUUCAAUUCCAUGUGAGCUUCGCCUUCACCUGAAGCGUAACUUGGACACAAAGUUACAAAUGGGUAGGUAUAUGAGGAAGGCCAAAACGGCUGGUGAGGUUGCCAUCAUGGACCUCACCCUAGGCGUCCGUACACGCGCCCGAACCCUAGCUCUUCAAAAGUCUUCCAUUCCCCCUUCUCGUUCUCCCUCCACUGCUUCCUCUGCCGCCGCUGGUGGUUCUUACCUUCAGCUCAGGAGCCGCCGCCUGGAGAAGCCGCCAAUUGUCGUUAAUGAUUCUGCUAAGCGAGCGAAGCAGGGACCGGCUAAGGAAAAGGAAAACUGUGCUUCGGAGAGUCAAAAUCAGAACCCCAAUUCUAGUAAUUCGAGGGCUAGGGUGAGGGUGAGUCAGGCGGAUCCUGGGUCAAAUGGCUCUGGUCAAAAGAAUGAGAGUAAUAGUAAUGGAAAUGAAAACGUGGGGGUUGGGGUUGAAGAAGAGACCAACCAGGAUUUGGGUGUUGAAGCUUCUUUUGGGGAAAAUGCUUUGGAAAUUGAAGGAAGAGAGAGGGGCACUAGGGAAUCCACUCCAUGCAGUAUGAUAAGGCAACCAGAUUCCAUAAGAACCCCUGGUUCUACUACUAGGCCUUCUACCACUCGGCCUACUAGCUCAAUAGAGGGGAGGGGAACACGUAAUUCAACUCAGAGGCAAAUCCCAACAGCGCAUGAAAUGAAUCAGUUCUUUUUGGGUGCAGAAGAAGAGCAACAAAGACAAUUUGUAGAGAAGUACAACUUUGAUCCUGUGAAUGACAAGCCGCUCCCAGGACGCUUUGAAUGGGAGAAGGUCGACCCUUAGAAGACUAAAGUUCCAUCACGACUUAUUUUCCUGCUAAUUCUUGUUGAUCUUGAGCUUAGGAAUAUUAAAGUAGCAGGAAUUAGAUUUAGGUCUGACGUUGAUGGUGUUAUUUCGAUUUUCCAUCAUCCUUAUUUUACCUGUAAAGAAAGAGUAGGGCUGCCGAAGAUAUGUGUAGACUAAUGGUCUGUAACAUAACAGAGGUUAUGAGUUACACAACAAAUACAAACCAAAGUCCUUUGUCUAACAUAUCGUGCUGGGAAGAAGAGAAGGGAACGAGGGUUUUAGGGUUAGGUUUCAGUCAAUUAGGUCAGUCUUGUCUAUCUGGGUACAGAAAUUUACUAGAUCUUUUUACUUUUUUGUACUGUAUUUUCUUCCUUUCCUUUGUCUAUAUACUUGUACUGAUGGAACUAAAAAAAAAAAGCAUCUGGAAUAAAUGGCCCUUUUCUUCCUCUUCA
This is a messenger RNA of Mangifera indica (mango), 1327 nucleotides long. RefSeq names its product cyclin-dependent kinase inhibitor 5-like. NCBI's taxonomy places the organism in Eukaryota, Viridiplantae, Streptophyta, Magnoliopsida, Sapindales, Anacardiaceae. The record is from RefSeq and is a predicted model, not a curated record. Gene Ontology annotation, molecular function: cyclin-dependent protein serine/threonine kinase inhibitor activity. The coding region runs from base 102 to 872 and encodes 256 amino acids. The transcript is spliced from 3 exons. Gene Ontology annotation, cellular component: nucleus. Gene Ontology annotation, biological process: negative regulation of cyclin-dependent protein serine/threonine kinase activity.